UCCGUGACUCCCCCCUCUCCUCCGGUUCGAGUUGGACCAAAGGCAAGCGCCAGCUCCGACCCGGCCCACGCACGCCCUCCUCCUCUCGCCGCCGGCGCCGAUUCGACUACGUGGGAUGCCGCCCAAGCGGAAGCGCGGGAGCUCGAGGCCGCGCGAGGCUCCCGCCGACUCCGUUACCGCCACCGAGGAAGAUGGUGAAAACAAGGGCGAGGAAGAGGCACCUCAGCCACAGGAUUCUGCUAAGGAGAAUGGAGCAGAAGAGAGUACUGAAGCCUCGAGAACAACAAGAAAGCGCAGGAAGGAUCCUGUUGCUGACCCAUCUUCUGUUGGGCUUAGUACCAGGGGCCUUCGGCAAAGGCGGAAUGGUCCAGUGGUGGUGGAGGCUAAGAAUACAAAGAAGACGGAUGGUACUUCAGACAUGUGUCAUCAGUGCCAGAGAAAUGACAAAGGAAGAGUUGUACGGUGCCUGGGCUGCACAACUUAUAGGAGGAGAUACUGUGUGCCGUGCAUCAAACGCUGGUACCCACAAUUAUCAGAGGAUGAUUUUGUGAAGAAGUGCCCAUUUUGUCGCAAUAUUUGCAAUUGUAAGACUUGUCUGCGAGCAAAAGUAACAAGAAAAGAGAAAGUUGUCAAAUGGAACGUGUCUAAAGAAGAUAAAAUUAAAUUCUCUCGGCGUACUGUGCACUUUUUGCUCCCUUGGUUGAAAGAAUUUCACCAAGAGCAGAUACUAGAGAAAAGUGUUGAGGCUGCAAUUAGAGCAGGGAUUGAUGCAUGCAAAGUGGAGGUUCCUCUAACUGCAUGUGGGCGUAAUGAACGGAUAUACUGCGAUAACUGCAGGACAUCAAUUGUUGACUUCCACAGAAGCUGCAAUAAAUGUUCCUACGAUCUCUGCCUCACCUGCUGCCAGGAGCUUCGUAAAGGCCUAACUCCUGGUAAUGGUGUCAACAGUGACAAGGUUACUACUCUACUUGAUUGUGGAGGCAAGGAAGAUUUGCAGCAGGGAAUUAGUCAUGAUAAAGUUGCAAGUCAAGGGCCUUCUGAUGGACAAGCCGGCAUGUUGAUAGAUAGUACAGUUCCCACUGACGAUAGCACUCCUGGCCUGAAACGGUGGACGGUAAAUAGCAAUGGAAGCAUAACUUGCCCACCAAAUGGAUUUGGUGGUUGCGGGAGUUCUCUUCUUGAACUUAAGUGCUUGUUUGAAGAGAAGUAUAUGGCUGACUUACUGGAGAAAGCCAAUUCAGUGAUCAACGAUGGAGUGAUGCUGAAGACGGGAGGAUCAAAAUGUUCCUGCUUCACUGAAUCCGGUGGCAUGGAUGAUGGUACAUCACGGAAAUCAGCUUGUAGAGAGAACUCCUGUGAUAACUACAUAUAUUGUCCAACUGCUAGAGAUGUUCAAAAUGGAAGUUUGGAUCAUUUCCAGGAGCACUGGUUGAAGGGUCACCCUGUAAUUGUUCGUGAUACGCUUGCGUUGACUUCUGGAUUGAGCUGGGAACCAAUGGUUAUGUGGCGUGCUUUACGAGAAAAGAGAGACAAGAAUAAAGAUGAACGGCUCUCAGUUAUUGCACUUGAAUGCCUGACGUGGUGUGAGGUUGAUGUAAAUAUUCACAUGUUUUUUGCUGGCUAUUCCCGCGGCCUUGUUGGUCCAGAGGAUUUGCCCCUGUUACUUAAGCUUAAAGAUUGGCCACCACAUAGUUCUUUUGAGGAGCGACUACCACGACAUGGUGCGGAGUUCAUGUCUGCGUUGCCGUUUCGUGAUUACACAGAUCCUAAGUUUGGCCCUCUUAAUCUGGCAGUAAAGCUGCCCAAAGAUGUUAACAAGCCAGACCUUGGUCCAAAGACUUAUAUUGCAUAUGGUGUUUCCCAAGAGUUGGGAAUUGGUGAUUCUGUUACCAAGAUUCACUGCGACAUGUCUGAUGCGGUCAAUAUCCUCACACAUACUGAUGAAAUAAAGCUCAAAGCAAAGAGGAUUGCAGCAGUAGAAAAGAAGAAGAAGAGCUUAUCUAUCGACGAAGAGAGUGGAGACCCUCAAGCUUCGCUUGCAAAUUUGGAUGCUGGUAUGCCAAGAGCUCAGUGUGAAUCUGACAAGGAGCCAAGACCUGAAGAGUGUGGAAAUGACUUGGGCAUAAUGCAGCCAGUACCACAUGUUGCUUUGGAGGAGCAGGAAGGUGUUCAAGAUGCGAUAGCUGAUGAAGCUGGGUCAAACUUAACUGUGUCGAAUGGGCAAUCUUCCUCUCAAUGUGAUGCAAACCAUGCGAAUGUUUCUUUUGAUAACAGAAAAGCAGAAGAUUCUUUGCACACAAUUAAUAAGAGAAAGAACAUUGGUGGUGGAGUCAACAGUGAAGUUAAAAUUGAAUCUUCUGGUGAUUUAGCAGAAAGAACAUCAGCUGAACCUACUGGUCAAGCAAGCAGUAAGCAGUGUGCCCGUAAUUAUUCUGAUGCAAGAGGAAACAGGAAUAGAAAAACAAGAAAGAGAAAGGAGACGGGACGAAUCGCCGUAACUCCUGAGUCAGAAGAUGACGAUCUCCCGUUUUUAGAGGGAAACCAACCAGAGGGUGGUGCAUUGUGGGAUAUUUUCCGACGGGAAGAUGUUAGCAAACUACAUGAUUAUCUAAUGAAGCAUGCAGAGGAGUUUAGGCAUACCAACUAUGAACCAGUGAAGCAGGUUACUAAUCCUAUACAUGAUCAAUGUUUUUAUCUAACAACUGAGCACAAGACAAAGCUUAAGGAAGAAUACGGAAUUGAGCCUUGGACAUUUGAACAGAAGCUUGGUGAGGCGGUAUUUAUCCCAGCAGGUUGCCCCCACCAGGUCAGAAAUUUGAAGUCAUGCAUAAAAGUUGCACUUGAUUUUGUUUCUCCGGAAAAUGUGCGAGAGUGCAUAAGGUUGACAGAAGAAUUCCGUCUGCUUCCAGAGUGGCAUAGGGUGAAUGAAGAUAAACUAGAGGUUAAGAAGAUAGCUCUUCACGCACUCGACCAAGCCAUUAAGGAUAUCUCUGGAUCUGAUUGCAAGGAAAGCCCAGAUAGUGAAGCUGAAGAUGAACCUAGCUCAAGUGAACAUGCAGAGAUGGAGGACGACCAAAAAUAGCCACGUCAAGCCAUGCCAACCGUAGCUUUAGUGGCACACUUGUUUCAGCUGAAUUUUGCUGUCGUUGCCUUACCGUUUGAUAUCUCUGUGGCCCCAAUAUCUUGAUCUCGAUCAAGCUGUUUUUGUAUAACUUGUGCUUUUGCAACUAGGCUGACAACAAGAUGCUAAGAUUUGUAGGCUAGCCACAGUUGUGUAUCUUUAUAUGUGAAGCAUGAUAUCAACUUGGGCAUACCAUACGGCUGAUAAUGUGUCACAGUUGAUGUGGACCAAUGCAUCCUUCAUUUUAUUA
Messenger RNA from Phragmites australis (common reed), 3371 nucleotides. RefSeq names its product lysine-specific demethylase JMJ26-like. The coding region runs from base 116 to 3082 and encodes 988 amino acids. The transcript is spliced from 15 exons. Gene Ontology annotation, molecular function: histone H3K9 demethylase activity; transcription coregulator activity; chromatin DNA binding. Lineage: Eukaryota; Viridiplantae; Streptophyta; Magnoliopsida; Poales; Poaceae. The record is from RefSeq and is a predicted model, not a curated record. Gene Ontology annotation, cellular component: histone deacetylase complex; chromatin. Gene Ontology annotation, biological process: regulation of transcription by RNA polymerase II.